AUGAAUAUAUUUAGACAAAUUAAUAAAGAAGCGAUCGCAGGAACAGCAGUUAAUACGUUAACAUAUACUAAUUUAAGUAAUAAUCUUAAUACAGGUCAAUUUAAUAAUAGUAGUCAAAAUGAAACAAUCACAAUUGAACAAAUACCAAAUACACCACUACCAACAUCCAAUCAUCCAUCAUUGGAUCAUUUAGUAGAAUUUACAACGAUGAGAGAUUUAAAGUGUAAAGAAAUUCUCACAACAGAGAGAACCUAUGUAGAUAAUAUGAAAAUACUGGUAGAGGUAUUCAUUAAACCAUUAAAAGAGGGUGAAGGUGGUAUAUCAAAGGAAAUAGCUUCACAAAUUUGUGGUAAUAUUCCUGAUAUCCUUUUAAUUUCAAUUGAACUUUUAAAUAUGUUGGAAAGUAAAUUAGCAAAUUGGUCAAAUUCUCAAACUAUUGGUGAUACUUUUAAUAAAUUGACACCAUUUUUAAAAAUGUAUACAAAUUAUACAGUUGGAUUUGAUAGUGUUUUAACAUUAGUAACUGAUUUAGAAAAGAAUUCAACAUUUUCAUCAUUCAUUCAAAAGUGUACAGAAGAUCCAAGAACUAGAAAAUUAGAUUUAAGAUCAUAUUUAAUUCAACCAGUUCAACGUAUUACUCGUUAUCAUAUGUUAUUGGAAGAGGUAUUAAAACAUACUGAUCAAUCACAUACUGAUUAUCCACCAUUAACUGAGUCUUAUAGACUUAUGAAACAAGUUACAAGUGAUGCAAAUGAAGCAAUUAAAAAGAGUGAAAAUCGUCAAAAAGUUUAUGAAAUUCAAAAAAUGUUUGUUACUGAUCCUGGUAUUAUAGCACCACAUAGAGAAUUUAUAUAUGAGGGUACUUUAACAAAAGUUUGUAGAAAAGCAUGUAAAAAGAGAGUUGUAUUUUUGUUUUCAGAUAUUUUAGUUUAUGGUUCAUCAAUUCCACCAAAAUUAUUAUUACAUGAAAAGAUUGAAUUGGAUCAUUGUCGUAUCGAAGAUAUACCAGAUGGAAAUCUUGGUGGUUCAUCAUCUAUCUCUUUAAAUGGUAAUCUAAUUAAUAAUGCUUUCCAAAUUUGUAGUAAUAAGAAAUCAUUUGUAGUUUUUGCUGAUUCUUCUGAUGCAAAAAUGCAAUGGAUGAUAGUUUUAAUUGAAACUAUUGAUAAAUUUAAAGCGAAAAGAAAAACAAUUAAAAAAGAGAAAAUCGAUCAUGCUGAAGCUCCAGUAUGGGUUCCUGAUGAAACUGCUGAUAAUUGUUCAAGAUGCAAAGAUGAAUUUUCUUUUGUUAAUAGAAGACAUCACUGUAGAAAUUGUGGCGCAUUAGUAUGUGGUAAAUGCUCUGACCAAAAAUACAAACUUCCCUCUGCUGAUUAUAAAGCUGUAAGAGUGUGUAAUAAAUGUCAUGAAACUUUAACAAAAUCUGCUUUAUCAAAUCUUAAGGUUUAG
Messenger RNA from Dictyostelium discoideum AX4, 1446 nucleotides. RefSeq lists its product as hypothetical. Gene Ontology annotation, cellular component: cytoskeleton. Gene Ontology annotation, molecular function: guanyl-nucleotide exchange factor activity; metal ion binding. The coding region runs from base 1 to 1446 and encodes 481 amino acids. The transcript has 5 exons. The record is from RefSeq and is a predicted model, not a curated record. Lineage: Eukaryota; Evosea; Eumycetozoa; Dictyosteliales; Dictyosteliaceae.